Molecule: messenger RNA, 2461 nt
Organism: Scylla paramamosain (green mud crab)
Lineage: Eukaryota; Metazoa; Arthropoda; Malacostraca; Decapoda; Portunidae
Product: neurogenic differentiation factor 1-like
Exons: 1
Coding region: 781-1446 (221 amino acids)
Biological process (GO): positive regulation of transcription by RNA polymerase II; sensory organ development; axon development
Cellular component (GO): nucleus
Molecular function (GO): E-box binding; DNA-binding transcription factor activity, RNA polymerase II-specific; protein dimerization activity
Source: RefSeq, a predicted model, not a curated record
UGCUGGAGCAAGGCAGGGCAUAGGAAGACUGGCCUCCGCCUCCCGGGAUGGGUCACUGGCCAGCAGUGCAGCCUCAGUCGUCCUGGCAUUUUGUUAAGCAAAUCGACGACACAUGUUUAACUGCGGCGUAAUAUUUACAAGACGCUGUACCGUUAGCUAUUCUAGGCGUUGCUUAUUGGUUCAUUUUGGUCACGUGACUGUGCCAUAUGUUCGGCAUGACUCUGCGCAUGCGCAGCAGAUGAUCUGAUCACUUUAAAUUUUAUUCUUGCACAACAACAUUAUAUUAGUUGUGGGUUAAAGUUCAUUAUACCACAGUAAACUCUUCUUAUGAUUAAACAUAAUAUAGUCGACGUAUACUAAAAAAUUUCCAGAUCACCCGUCUUGCGCUCUGUUUUCAUUACUGUCCAAUGAUUUUUGAAACAUCCGGUAAUCAUGUGAAAACCGGCGAGCGAGGCGCUUCGCCGCCAGCCCGGAGUUCGUCACCAAGUGCUGUGAGCGACGGCGCGGGGCCGCGGGACCACCACCUCGGGUGAAAUCGAAAGUUGCUUGAAAGUUAAUGUCACCCUAUAUACGAAGGUUGACAACUUAUUAUAACUGACACUGUGGACGUUAGUGAUGAACUGUGCGACCGCGCGAUUGAGUGGACAGACCAUGAAGCAACCAACCCCACCACACUGGUGCGGGCGAGGCAGCGGGCUGCCGGGGGAUACUAGAGGGCGGCAGCGGUGGUAGUGGUGUGGCGGUGGCGGCGGCCGCUGUGGUGAGCCCGGAUGUACCACCAUGGAAGAGUACUUCUACCUGGAGGAGGCGGGCUACCCGAGCAUGGCUUACCGGGGCGUCAAGGCGGGCGUGGAGGUGGCGCCCCCUAACCAUCGCUCUGACAUGGCGCCCCAAGUGGCCAUUGAGGGGUCAGGGGGGUGCCAAGACUACGAGCUGACCCUCCUGGAGUCCCCCAGUGUGUAUGACGUAGUCCAAUACCCAAGUUAUCCUGACGGAGGUGGGAGUAACGGACCGGCCUUCCCUGAGCCGCCGGCCUUCACACCACAUUACAUACCGGCGUGUGAUUUCAACGCGGCAGUCAAUAAAGUCCCUGCGCCUGCUUUUCCUCCAAAAGAGCUCGGGCUUAAUUUGGUGCAGGACUCUGUCCCGGGGACCGCCAUUCCUGAGAGGGAAAAGGUGCCUCCCCACAGGACGUACGUCAGACCGCAGCGAAGAAGGCGACACAAGCCGCUGGGGAAGGAAAUAGUGAAAACGAGACGGGUAGCAGCCAACGCUAGGGAAAGGCGAAGGAUGCACGGCCUCAAUGACGCUUUCGAUCGCCUGCGUGAGGUCAUCCCUUGCCUGGGCAGUGACAGGAAGCUCUCCAAGUUUGAGACCCUACAGAUGGCGCAAACUUACAUAGCCGCACUUCAAGAGCUCCUCAGGUCCUCAGGUGCCUCUGUGUGAUGAGUCUGAGAAAACUGGUGGGGGACAUCCCGGCUCGCCCCGACACCCGCACAGUGAAGGUUGACGAGACGUGGCGGCGAAUGAACACGUCAUCACGCAUCUUUUCACCUGUCGGUCAUGGCGCCUUUACAGCGCUUUGUUGGUGCAUUUUACUGCCCGACACUUCUCAGGACAAUGAACGCUUGUAGUAAAAUGGUUUAGUGUUUAUUGAUACGAUUAUUUAUUCCUAGUUGUAUGAGUGGAAAGUAAUUAUCAUACCUGAGUAUUAUUAGUGUGUACGGCUAUCAUGUAAAAUUUAUGUGUUGAAGCUUUAAUGAGAGUGGUGAGGGACCAGAUGCCGAGCAGCGAGGGUUGCUUGUGGUGACGGCAGUGCAAUAUCCUUAAAAGUAUUUUCCUAGAGCUUUUGUAUUUAUUUUAUGAAGUGUCCUAUAAUGAAUUAUUGAAAAUGUUCACGGAAAAAUAUCAAACGUUUCAUAUACUAUACUAGCAGACACAGCCUUUCUCUGAAAGUGUGACUGCGAGGUGGGCUUUCAUUGGGAUGCUCUUAUGAGUAAGCUGGAAGAUGGAGAUAAAAAAAAAAAUGUAAAGACAGAGUUAAUCUACCAACUCCCGUUUUCGUUGUAGUAACGUCCUGAGUGCUGCCUUUGCAUUAUUGAUUACUUUUUUGUAUUGGUAUUAAGUUGCUGUUAACUUUAGGGCGGGUAGUGGAAGCCUGGGGUGGAGGUGGUGCAAGAUGCUCACUGUCAGUCAGGGUGCUCGGCAGGACCGGACGUUAUUACCUGAGUCAUGCUGUGGACCAUGUUGGACUUGUGUUUACUGAGGAGUGAAUGUAUUAAGAACAACCUAACCAACCAGCCAACACACACACACACACACACACACACACACACACACGUACAUGCACACACACACACACACACACACACACACACACACACACACACACACACACACACACACACACACACACACACACACACACACACACACACACACACACACACACACACACAAA